Molecule: messenger RNA, 6838 nt
Organism: Kickxella alabastrina
Lineage: Eukaryota; Fungi; Kickxellomycota; Kickxellomycetes; Kickxellales; Kickxellaceae
Product: Dopey, N-terminal-domain-containing protein
Exons: 2
Coding region: 222-6725 (2167 amino acids)
Biological process (GO): Golgi to endosome transport
Cellular component (GO): endosome; trans-Golgi network
Source: RefSeq, a predicted model, not a curated record
UGAACAGGGGUGAAUGAAAGCUGAAAGGAUUGUGAGGGUUGAUUGAAAAAUGCAGCUCAGGCACAAUUUUGAGCACAGGCACUCGCGUGCGUCUGGGCGCAGUUUUUGUUGCGCUGCGCUCCCUCACCUUCGCCUUUCUUAUUACUGUCCAUUUAUUAAGCUUUCUUUUAUCUUUUUGUUGUGUGUAUAAUAUUAUUCCUCUUCUUUACUCCAGUAUAAAAAUGAGCAACUCGGCACCGUCGCGCGAGGCGAAAUCGCCAUCGCCAUCGCCAUCGCUAUUGUCAGAAGACCACGAUGCGACAGCCGCCAAUUCAAAGGGCAUCGCAAAAGCGAGCAAAACGACGGCACGCAUAAACAUUCCAGCCACAUUGAGCUUUGAAACUGACCUAUCGUUGCCACGUCGCAAGCAGUUUGAAGAUCGCACCGUAGCGUACAAGGGUGACCCAAAGUACCAGGGUUAUGUGCAGCUGAUCGAUCGCAACCUGCAGUCGUUCGAGAACGUGCGCGACUGGGCCGAUAUCACAGCAUUUCUGACCAAGCUGACUCACUCGUUCACAAUAUACCCACAGUUUGCCGUGGUGCCACACAAGGAGACCGUGGCCAAGCGCCUCGCGCAAUCGCUCAACCCAGCACUGCCGACUGGUGUGCACCAGAAGGCGCUCAGCAUAUAUGAGCAGAUAGCCCGGCAGAUCGGCAGCGACCAGUUGGCGGCUGACCUUUCGCUGUACGCCUACGGUCUGUUUCCGUUUAUGCGCAACUCGUCGCUGAUGACAAAGUCGCAGCUGCUGGAUAUCUUUGAAGAGUUCUUCAUCCCGCUGGGAUCCAGCCUGCGGCCGUGCAUGAAGAGCUUUAUUGUUGGCGUGUUGCCGGGCCUCGAGGAAGGCACCGUGGAGAUUUUCAACCGCGUCAUGCAGCUGCUGGACAAGCUCAGGGACACGGUUGAUGCCGCCUUCUUUUUUGAGACCAUGUUCCUAGUUAUGAUCACAAACGCCGAGCAGCGCGAAUCUGCGCUAAAGUACCUGGCACAGCGACUGCCAGUGUUCACCAAGAAGGAGGACAUUGCGCCUGUUUGCGGCGAGGACUCUUCAUUGAUGGCCCGCGCCCUGGCAGCCACACUGACGGACUCGAAGACCCUGGUGCUCCGUGCGGCCCUUGAUCUGCUAAUGACGCGCUUCCCCCUGCGCACCAAUAUCUUUGAUAGCCGAGACCUGGUUCUGCUUUUGAAACACGCUGCUGAGGUUGUGCUGAAGAAGGACAUGUCUCUUAAUCGCAGACUAUACACCUGGCUUUUAGGCCCGAACGAGACAGAUGCGGAGCAAGCCGCGUACUUUGUGCAGUUCGCGCAGAAGCCCUUGACCGAGGCCCUUCUGGGAUCCUUUGCCGCCAUGAGCUCCGACCCUGAGCAUCAGCAUAUGGUCCUGCGCGUUCUCAUUGGGCUGAUCGACAAGCCUGUCAUUUCGCAGCCUAUCUUGGACGCUCUGUUUGUUCCUUUGUUACAGCUUUUAAUCGCCGAGCGCGGGAACCGCCAGUCUGAGCGCGCGCUGCCUGUCAAGCUGGCCAGCGUGUCGCGCAUGCUGGUGGAGAUGCUGGACCCCAUCUUCACGUGGUCCAACGUGAUUAACCAGCUCACAGACUCGGUCAGCGCAGACUCGGGGGAUCUGGACGUCGAUCGCAUUGCGCGGGCGCUUCGCCUGGUGCUAUUCUUUGUCCAGACCUUUGAGCUCGAUGAUGAAGCCACCCUGCAGGUACACAUUCCCAUGGCCAUGCUCACUAUACUGGCCACCCUUGACAGGAUCCUCAAGCAGAACCGCGUUCAGGCGUCUAUCAGCCUAGGUUGCUGCUUCACCCGGCUGGCCAUCGAGAUGUUCGCCCGCAUUCCCAAGUCGGUGUUUGUCGGGGACACUGGUGACGAUGGUCACGACAAUGGCAAUGACGAAGUGGAAGUUUCUGCGGAUGGGUCGGCGGCGGGAAUUGUUGGAUCGCUGAAUAUCGACACGCUAUUUGACACUACGAGGUCAUUCUACCGCGUGCAUCGCUCCGAAAGCAUUGACAGCAACCACAGCAAAUCAGUCGACGAGGUCGAGAGGUCGGCAGCAAAGGUUGUACGCGGAUCGGGGCUCCUCUACGCCAUAAUCAGACUGUGUAAGAACAUAGCUGCCGGUCUGGGCCUGCACAUCGUAUCACAGACCACAAGCGACGAUGCAACUGCCGAUUCGGAGAGGCUGGCAGUAGUGGCCAUGGAGGACAUCUGCCACAUAUUACAAACGGCCACGGCAUACUCGCAGGACUUUAUGCACCUCCCAGAGCUGGCUCAAUGCACGAUGCCCCUGCCGGAGCUUUCUCCGGCGGGGCAACAGCCUGUGCACGCGGAUCUUUGGGUGCCAACAUUUGUCUCUGUCAUUUGCCACUCGCGCGAGUUCAGCGCUAUCAAGGUGACCCUGGGCACCCUGUUGCAGUUUGUUGAACGCAAAUCGCUUGCUCGCUCUGUGCUUCUGGAGCACAACAGUUUAACAAAGUUUGUGAAGAGGCUGUGGGACACGCUCAGCCCCGAAACGACCACAUGCCACUUCCAAGCGACCCAGCUUCUGUACCAGCUGCGCAGCCGCAUUGACGCCCGCACUGUUGAGCGGCUCCUUGCGGGUAGGCUGGCCGAGUUCAACGGCAACUAUGCGCGCGAGCUGGCCCGGUACUCAGUGUUCUGGAACAACAUGCGGCUUAUCCAGCGGGAGGCGCAAUUCAGCACCAAUGACACCUAUGACCCACUGGUAUUCUCUAGGCUCCUUCUGCUUGUACUUGAUGGCACCAUGCUCAGUGACGACUGGGCAACCGCUGGGAUUGAUGCUGACUGUGCGGGUGGGGAUGGUGACAACGUUAUUAGCGCGCUUUCUCGACAGAUGGCAUCGCAGGCGUGGAUUGACUCAUCGGUGGGCGAGUGGGAGUAUAUUGCCCAGACUCUUUUGACCCUGCUUCUACUCAGUAUUCGCACCCACAAGCGCAAGUACUCUGCUGUUUUGGCAGUCGGCUAUGCAUCCGAGUGUCAGGAGUACACGGCUGAGUUUGAUUAUGCGCGCAUCACCUACUAUAUCGAUACUAUUCAGCGCUAUUUGAAAUAUGCUGGCGACGAUGUCAUUCGCUCAAUGUCGGCUUUGCCGCCCACUAACGCAGCCAUCCUCGAUGCCUGCGAAUCAUUUACAGCUUCUGGUGACAGUUGGCUGCAGGUUCUAGUGUCCACAGCAAUCGAGUUUGCACUGACAGACGCGCCUACCAAUGCCAGCAACAAUGCCUCGAGCGUUGAGAUCAUGCGCGCCAAGGCCGUCAGCUUGGCCGUGCAACUUGUUUCCCAGUACCAGGUGAGUUGGCCCACAGCGUACAUUGCCAAACUGCAAACACGUGUAGUCGAUGCUUUGCUAUUCUGCGUCCUACAUCGUCACAUUCCAAUCCAACCACCACUGUUGGAUCUGUUUGGCAGCCUGGUGCGUGCCAACGUCAGCAGCAGCAGCGAUGUGUCGGCAGCAACAGCGCUGGCCGCGAAGGGGAAAGGCACUCGCGCGGCAGGCAUUGGCGCCAUUUCCGACUUGAAUCUGUUUUCGCGCCUGGUGUUGGCCGCGCUGACCAUGCAACUAAGCACGGUGGCGCUGAGCAAAUGGGUCAAGACAAUUCGCCUUUGCCUACCCUAUAUCCAGGACUACAUCUCGGCCACCACCAGGAACUUUUCUACCGAGGAUCAGGACUUGAUGCGCAUCUUGGCGCUCCCUUGCUUGCAUGCCCUUCGGCUGCUUCUGUCGCAGUGCUCGGAGUACUUUGCGCGCUCUAAUGAUUUGCAUGUCAAGUCUAGACGCAGGACUACAAGGCAUCAGCUACGCCAGCGCUUGAUUCCCUUAUUUGCCAUUCCAUCGGACUCGAUGGACAAGGUGGACAACGACUCCGGGAUGAGUAUACACGUGCUGUCUAUUUUGCUCGAUGCAUUCGACUUGUUCUUGACGCUGUGUCUGCGCAACCCCGACCGCUUAAUUUCGGCCGAAGCGGUGACCACAGCUAUGAAUCGACCGAGCUCAAGGGCCAGUGACAUUAGUGUGCAAAGCUCUGCAUUGACUACGGCGGUGGCAAUGACGACGGCAGGCGCGCUGGGUCCCAUUCCAAUUCUCAAAUUUGUGUCUGGAAUUUUUGGGCAGGACGAAUCGGCGGAUGUCAUUGCGGAUCCCGCUGUAGCGACAAACCCCGGGGUGUCUAGCGAGGAGUCGGGCAAUGCGAAUUUGGGCGAGACGACUGAGUCAACAGGGUUUAGCCUAGUCACCGUGCUUGCCGUUAUACGCGAGCUAUGGAACGCCUUUGACCCCACGCUACCGCGCAAAGCUGGGCACGACUCGCCCGACGCGCUUUUGCUUAGAGAGUUUGGCGUCUCCAACCUCCACAUUGGCGAGCACAGUGGCGAGCACAUGAAGCGCACUGUGCACACGCAUAUCCAGCGCAUUAUCGAGCACGCUGUGAGCGCGCAGCCGGCCGAAAUGACCGAGGCGAUGGCAGCGCUGUGGAUUAACGACAACCCUCAAUGGAUUACGCACUUGGAAGCCACUGUGCGUCAGGGAUCGGCCCAGCAGCGAUCGCGGCGGCGCCAGUCGUCGGCUUCGUCGAUGCACUCAACCUUUAGUCCAGCAUCAGCGCCGCGCGAGCUUGCGUUGGUCACCGCCAUGGUGGUCCUGGAGGAAGAGCCUGUUGAGGCAAUUGAAUGGAACUGGCGAGCGGCCGAUUUGCUAGAGAGUGUGCCCGGACGCAGCCCCAUUACAAUCCUGACAACUCUGCUCAACGACCUCCAUAUCCGCUCAAUCGAUCCCGCCACGUCAGUCGCUCAGUCCGCGUCUUCUGGGGCGGCAUCGCAGGUGGGAUUGUCGGACAACCGCGGCAACAUGCGUUUCUCUGCUCUCGAUGACAUUGCACUGACGCGAUUUAUCGAGCUGUACACAAGGCACCGACUGGUUGCUCGCUCUAGCAGCGCGCUCGUACCGCAUGUUAUACCGCUGCUCCGGGACUACAACACUUACGCGCAGCAGCACAAGUUUAUGCUGCCAUUCCUGCUGCGCAUGUUCACUGAGCUGUGCGAGCGCGUGGCGAGCAGCUCGCUGUCGCAGGAUCCCUCGCACCGCGUGUACUCAAACGAGCUGUGCGCCAUUUACGCGCGCCUGGUUGAUAACUGCAUUCUGAUUGCUGGUCGCUCGUUUGACCAAACUACGUGGCUGCGGCGCGCUCAAUCCGACGCCGUUGGCGGCCUAAUCAUUCGCAAUGACUCUGCGCCCGGCAUGUCUGAUCGUGUUUUGUCGGAGGACCACUUGAUUGAUCAGAUGUUAUCAUAUAUCAGUGGCUGCGUGGUGCCGCAGUUUGCGCUGCUGGUACCGGACUACGAGCGCCAGGUGAGUAUUGCAAACAACUUGAUGCACUACGCCGUGUUACCCGCCUUCAAGUCACACAUGACGGGCGGAUACAGCGGCCCGGCGCAGGCUUCGACAUCACGGUCGCAGCACUUUGCGCUUGUUCUGCGCUGUCUCGGCGCUCUGAGUCAGCAGCCGUCUCUGAUGAAGGUGUGGAAGCGCGAGGUGUGGGAGUUCUUCUGCGACUCCAAGUUCUUCCCCGGCUCGGUCUCACCCGACCACACGACAAUGACCCCGGCGCUAGCGCCGCUGUGGCGCCACCUUGUCCGCACGCUUUUGCUCAGCGAAAAAGAAAAGUUCGACGAGUUGCUGGAUAAGAUCUCAUCGGCGGCGCCUGGCCCGGCGCUGUUUGCCAACCGCGAGCACGAGGCGCAUAUGCUUGCCAUUGCCCUGCGCCGGCUGAGCUUUGUUAUUUGGGCUGGGUCUGUCAACCAGUACCUGUCGUUGCUUCCACAUGUUCAAAAGAGCCUUGUUGACACAAUGAAGAACAACCCGCACCCAGUUGUUCAAAUGGAGGUGUUUCUAUGCUUGCGCGUGAUGCUCUGCCGCAUAUCUAGCCACCACAUGUCCAAUUUCUGGCCCAUGCUGCUCACCGAGCUCAUGCGCCUGUGCACGCAGCAGCUCAAUCGUGAGGGUCGCGAGGACCCAGAGCAGGCCAAUCUCUUUUUGGCCGCAUGCAAGUUCCUCGAUCUGCUGUUCAUUCUCGGUACGGAUGACUUUUUGGUCCACCAGUGGAUCUUUAUCACAGACACCAUUGAUGCCCUGUAUGGAUCGCGUAGUGUGUCGUAUGCGCUUCUUGACCGCCUCAGCUCCCGCUUACUCUCAAUGCCAUCGUCUAAUGCCGGUCGUCGCGUCAGCCGUCCGGGUGAUCAGAUGAACUUUGGCGCCCUGGCGAGUAACCUCGACUCAGAUACGUACCCCAAAGUACUCUUUUCGGACAGCGAUGAUCCGACCAACCUUGUGUACCAGCAGGUGUCACCCGCGGCCGCCGAGCUUACCAAAUCGGGUAUCAUUGACUUGGCUAGCGAUGCUGAUUUGCAGACGCUUAGUGGCAGACCGCUGAAGCGCCCUAUUAUUCGGGUUCGUUCGGUGACUUCUAUUAGAGAACUCGACGCGUUUGUGCAUAAUGCCUCUGUGCAGACGUACCAGGCUGCGUAUACUAUGGCCGAACCUGAUGUUGAGUUUAUCGAGGCUUUGCUUGUUAGCGAUCUGAUGUACAUGGACUUUGCCGGCACGUCGAUGACUACUGCUGCCGCGCCGUCGACGCCUACUGGCGCAUUUACUGGUGACUAUGAGUUUUGAUGAUAUGAAUUUUUGCUCACGUGUAAAUUUCCCUUAAAAACAGCCGCCGCAUGCAAAAGAUCUUUGGAAGUGUGUAGUUUGCUUGGUGUAUUUUUUUUAUUUAAUAUGUGGAA